GAGAGUGAAUUCUUGUUUUAGAUCUCCCUUCCGACCGGUGAGGGCACUGGGGAGGAGGAGCAGGCAGAGCCACGGUGCGCAACGUCACAGACCCGGUCGGGAAGCGCAGUGGCAAUCGCGCAUUGGACGACGGCGGUUGCCCUCGCUGACCAAUGGGGACGGGACGGGGCGUACAAAAGGGGGCGUGGCCCGGGGUUCUGUUCCUUCUGGCAAGGUACAGUGCGUGUGAGACAGUGAGAGAGAGAGAGAGAAACGAGCAGGGAAACAGAGGAAGGGUUUUUGAAGACGGGUCGUCUUUGCUGUGUGGACUUUUGCUAACCCAUCUGUUCUUUGUAUUUUAGAGCACUAACGGGACGCUCCGGGAUUACGACGGCGGAGCGACUACCCGGAAGUGCUGGUUCUGUUACCCCCCCGUGUUUUCCCGUUCCUGGAUUACAAAAGGAAGACAGACUGUUUUUGUUGUUUGUUUAUUUGGGACUGCAACCCCGUUUCUCUUUAUGUUGUCGGGUUACACAUCGUUGUGUACCCCGGCGGCCCUAUUGUUUAUUUGUCCCUAUUAUUUUUGAGUGCGUUUGGUAACCGGUUUUUAAGGAAAUAAAACCCAAGCGCUUAAUUGGAAAAGGACUGGAGUCUGUCAUUUUGCACCACACCAUCGGUCAACUCUGUCACACGUGGUGUCAGAAGUGGGAUGGACCCAACCACUUUGUCGGCGAUCCUGGAGGCGUUGGACAGCCGGAGGGAGGCUGAGGAACGGAGGAGGGAGGAGAGAUACACGGCUCUUAUCGAGAGGGUGGGGAUGGGGAUGACGUCAGCGGCGACGGGCCCCGUGCUGGUUGCCCCGAAGGCCCGGGCCCAGAAAAUGACGGUGGAGGAUGACCCGGAGGCCUACCUUGUAGCCUUUGAACGGUUGGCUACCACUGCAGCAUGGCCCCGGGAGUACUGGGCGAGCCAACUUGGUCCCUGCUUGAUCGGGGAAGCACAAGCAGCGUACCGGGCCAUGACUGACGACGAUGCCGCCCAGUAUGACCUGGUUAAGCAGGCUAUCCUCCGCCGUCUCAAUAUCACGGGGGAGACUCAUCGGGUCAGAUUCCGGGAGUUCCGGCGACCCCCCAACACCCGGCCCAGGGUGGUAGCCCAGCAAUUAUGCGACCACAUGGCGCAAUGGCUGAACCCCAGUCAGAAAACCGGGAUUCAGAUGGGGGAGGCCAUUGUGAUGGAACAAUUCUGCCAUGUGGUCGGGGCUGAGACGCAGGCAUGGGUACGCCGGCAUAACCCCACGACGCUAGAGCAGGCCGUGGCGUUAGCCGAGAACUACGAGGACUCCCUGGUGUCCGCCCGAACCACCCUGCUGGACUGCCCCCCUCCCUCCGCUGCCAAAGGACCGCCGUCGAACCCUUUUCCCGGACCCAGGGCCGUCAGAUCACCGGCCCCGUCGGGCCACCCGGCCCCCUUACAAUGGAGGCAGAGGUUGGCCCCCAGCUGGGGUAGAAUGGUUCCCCCUGCCCCGCUGUCAUACCAGCAGCGGGACAAAUAUGUACCGCCUUUACCCUCUGCCCCACCCGUCUGUUUUAGGUGCCAGCAGCCGGGACACAUUGCCAGAUACUGCCCGGCGGCCAUGGAGUGCGACGUGGCUGCGUGUCACCUGGCGUCUGAGACAGGGGUCACUGUUCGGGAGAGGCCCUACCGGAUCCCAGAAAGCCGGCGGAGUGGCGUCCAGAACGAGGUGGGGGCGAUGCUUGAACUUGGGGUCAUUGAGCCUUCCAGAAGCGAGUGGUGCAGUCCUAUUGUUAUAGUGGCCAAGAAGGACGGCACUAAUCGCUUCUGUGUCGAUUUUCGAAAGGUCAAUGCUAUCGCCAAGUUCGACGCCUACCCCAUGCCUCGGAUCGACGAACUUCUCGACCGACUGGGGACGGCCGGGUUUAUCUCAACUUUGGACCUGACGAAGGGAUAUUGGCAGAUCCCUUUAACCCGCGAUUCAUGUGAAAAAACGGCAUUUUCAACUCCGGAUGGUCUGUUCCAUUUUAAAACCAUGCCGUUUGGGUUACAUGGUGCGCCCGCCGCCUUUCAGAGACUGAUGGACGAGGUGUUACAUCCCCAUCGUGAGUAUGCAGCAGCUUAUAUUGACGAUGUGGUGAUAUAUAGCUCCACCUGGAGAGAGCAUGUAAUUCGACUUACAGCCGUCCUUCAGUCUCUGAGGGCUGCCCGGCUGACAGCCAACCUAAAAAAAUGUGCGUUUGCGAAAUCUGAAACUCAGUACUUAGGAUUUAUCAUGGGAAACGGACAGGUGAAACCCGUAGCCACCAAAGUCCAGGCUUUGGUGGACGCGGCGGUCCCCAAAACUAAAUCCCAGGUGAGGUCACUGUUAGGAUUGGCCGGUUAUUACCGCCGCUUUAUCCCCGAGUAUGCCACCGUGGUCGAUCCUCUGGUGAACCUCACUAAGAAAAGUGCGCCAAAUUUAGUCAAGUGGUCAGAAGAGUGUCAGGGAGCGUUUGAGACCAUUAAGCGCAAACUGUGCCAGGCUCCUGCGCUAAUAUUACCAGACUUUAGCAAGAGAUUCCUCCUCCAUACUGACGCGUCAGAGGUUGGUUUGGGGGCGGUCUUGUCCCAGAGGGUUAACGGGGUGGAGCAUCCCAUUCUUUACAUCAGCAAAAAAAUGCUUCCUAGGGAGCGCAAUUACUCGGUUGUAGAGAAGGAGUGCUUGGCCAUUAAAUGGGCGACUCACUCCCUCAGAUAUUACUUACUGGGACAUUCAUUUGAUCUAGUCACAGACCACGCCCCACUCAGAUGGUUAAGCACUAUGAAGGAUAGCAAUGCCCGGAUAACUCGGUGGUAUUUGGCAUUGCAGCCUUACAUGUAUCGUAUGGUACAUCGUGCAGGGAAAGAUCACCAAAAUGCGGAUUAUUUUUCCCGGGAGGGGGGAGUAAUGGGGUUGGUAGGUUUGGCCGAGUGUUCCUUCGGCUCCACUCUGAGCGGUGGGAUAUGUGACAAAGAGAGAGUGAAUUCUUGUUUUAGAUCUCCCUUCCGACCGGUGAGGGCACUGGGGAGGAGGAGCAGGCAGAGCCACGGUGCGCAACGUCACAGACCCGGUCGGGAAGCGCAGUGGCAAUCGCGCAUUGGACGACGGCGGUUGCCCUCGCUGACCAAUGGGGACGGGACGGGGCGUACAAAAGGGGGCGUGGCCCGGGGUUCUGUUCCUUCUGGCAAGGUACAGUGCGUGUGAGACAGUGAGAGAGAGAGAGAGAAACGAGCAGGGAAACAGAGGAAGGGUUUUUGAAGACGGGUCGUCUUUGCUGUGUGGACUUUUGCUAACCCAUCUGUUCUUUGUAUUUUAGAGCACUAACGGGACGCUCCGGGAUUACGACGGCGGAGCGACUACCCGGAAGUGCUGGUUCUGUUACCCCCCCGUGUUUUCCCGUUCCUGGAUUACAAAAGGAAGACAGACUGUUUUUGUUGUUUGUUUAUUUGGGACUGCAACCCCGUUUCUCUUUAUGUUGUCGGGUUACACAUCGUUGUGUACCCCGGCGGCCCUAUUGUUUAUUUGUCCCUAUUAUUUUUGAGUGCGUUUGGUAACCGGUUUUUAAGGAAAUAAAACCCAAGCGCUUAAUUGGAAAAGGACUGGAGUCUGUCAUUUUGCACCACACCAUCGGUCAACUC
Molecule: messenger RNA, 3654 nt
Organism: Acipenser ruthenus (sterlet)
Lineage: Eukaryota; Metazoa; Chordata; Actinopteri; Acipenseriformes; Acipenseridae
Exons: 2
Coding region: 689-3220 (843 amino acids)
Molecular function (GO): nucleic acid binding; zinc ion binding
Source: RefSeq, a predicted model, not a curated record